UUUACCCUCUCUUCCACUCUCCACGGUCACAUACGAUCUCUUUUCCACCCCCCAAGAGCUCUCGUUCGUCGCAAGGCUCGUGGCAGGACAUUUGUUUGUUCCGCCGUUCCAUUCAUUCCGUUUGCGUGCUUUGUUCGCAGCUGCGCCCUCUCUUUGACCGGCUUAUUACACAUUCUUUUUUUCUCUUCGGUACUCUAGGUACCAUAUCACACUAGGCGUUGACGCCAGCUUCUCGGCUCCGUCGCAUCCAUUCCUUUUUUUGGCCGGCGCAGCAUAUCAAUUCACCAAACUGACCUGUUCUUCAAAAUCGCCCAUCGGCAGUCGCAAGUUGUUCUGAAUAGAAUUUACAAGUGAUAAAACAAUAUUUACGAUUCGAUUGCAUUCGAUACUUGGACGCUUAGCGCACAGUGUGCAGUGGAGGGAUUGGUGUAGGCCGUUUGACCUGCACCCGCCACUCAUUUUUACCCACCUAUAGACGACAAACGUAUUUUAAACUGGUCGCGAGGACGACAGCCAGCUCAAAAUGGUUCACCGAAGACAUAUGCAGCUGCAUCAGCGGCAGAAGCUGCGAGAGAGGAAUUCUCAGGAGGUUGAGGCGGCUCACUUGGAGGAUAUCGCACUGAAGCUGGAGAAGCGCCAGCGCGGAAGUUUGAAGGAUGCUUGGGAGGACUUCACCGAUGGUAUCAGGGACGCAUUUACCCCGCCGCCGAAGACCACCAAGUCCGAGGACGAUGAGAAACCUGCGACGAAGCCACAGGGAGGCAGGACACAGGCAACGACCACUCAUGAGUCGGCCGCCAAAUCGACACCUACUCCGACGAGUCGCAAUAUCGUGACAAAGACCGAUGAGCAGGUCAAGGGAACCCCUCUCCUAGUUGCCCCUAGUGAGUCGAAGACGUCGGAGGCAUCCAGCACGCCCACACCGCAAGAUCCGACCUUGCCCGCCUCUAUCGUUGCGCCCAGCCAGACACAGUCACCGGCUUCCGGGACCGAUGCCCCAUUGGCGGUCGCCAAGGACACACCAACCUUGCCGAUAGCUCCCAGCUCAACUCCCACACCUACCAGCGCCGCAAGCAAGGCAGAAGACUCCGGCAGUGCUGCCGCCAAGGCUGGUAUUGCAUUUGGUAUCAUCGGUGGUCUGCUAGUCAUCUCCCUGCUCAUCUUCUUUUUGUUCAAGAAGCGCAAGCAACAGAUGGAGAGGCGCGAACUCCAGGCGGAGGAUGAAAAGUUCUCGGGAGCUUUUGCCGCGAUCCCCAACUCCAACGCACGCCGAUCAUCUCGCCACCAAUCCCAUCGCCUGAGCCUUGCUCCUCUGAACCGACAGCCAACCCUGCCGACAAACCUGAGUGGUGCCCCUCCCCUCUACCCCAAGAACUCGGACAGCGCCUGGGAGAGGCCGCGCACUGGCAACAGCGCCAACAACCCGGCGAACCCCUUUGGCAACCACGCCGAGACUAUGGAGCAGGCGGCUGUAGCCCCUGCUGCGGGCGCUGGGCUCGCUCGCAAGCAGUCCAUCCGCAAGGACGCACCUCACCCCCUUGACUUGACCCUGCCCCCUGUACCAGAAGCUGCCGGUAACCAAUCUAGCCCUGCCGGUACCGAAUACAGCGCCCACGAGAUGUCGCCUGGUGUCGCCGCUGUUGCGUCACCUGGCGCUGCCGCCAUUGCUGCUGCCGGUGGCCCUGCGCAAUCUGCUGUCCACCGUGUACAGCUCGACUUUAAGCCUACGAUGGAAGACGAGAUGGAGCUCAAGGCCGGCACUCUAGUGCGGCUAUUGUUUGAGUAUGACGACGGAUGGGCGCUGUGCAUUCGUUUGGACCGUUCCCAGCAAGGUGUCGUUCCAAGGACAUGCCUUUCCACCCGUCCACUCAAGCCUAGGGCCGGUGGCCCACCUGGACAGCGACCAGGACCACCGGUCAACGCAUACCGGGGAGCCAACCCCCCGGUUGCCAUGCAGACUCAGGGGUACAAGCCCCCGAGUCCAGUCGGAAGCAUGCGGCGACAAAGCCCAACCGAGCCUAGCCACCCGCAGACUCAAGGAUACAAGCCUCCGAGCCCCGUCGGCAGCAUGAGGCGGCAGAGCCCAAUUGAGGAGAAACCCAUGCCGCCGACGCCGCCUCAAGAAGAAGCAUCUCUGGCAAACGGCCAACCAGGCCACAGCCGGGCCAAACAGUCGAUCGAGCGAAAGCCGGUCCCUGGACAGGCCAUGUGAUGUUUUCCAUUAUCAAAAAUCCUACAGCCCAUCGCAAACCCACAAAGUUAGAGGCUUGCGUUUUAUAUAAAAAAGAAAAAGGGCGUAAUGAUUAGAUUUCUUGGGUCUCUCACGAUAUUUUCAUUGCUUUGUUCCAUAUAACCAUACCCCCACGCUCAUUUGUUACAGAUUCUUGUCACUCUUUCUUCCAAAGCCAUUUAGCAGUCAAAAUCUUUUCCUUGCCUAUCAGGAUAUCCCACCCACAGUCUCUUUUUUGUUUCUUUGGACAGUUUCAUGUAUAUGAUUCCCUUAUUAUCUUUGUAGGCUCAUCCUACACAAAAUAACAGGCACAGACCUAUUAUUCAUAACACUCUCAUUUCGUUCCGUCUGGUUUGUGCACGGGCGCUGGACCUUCGGCUGACUCGUUGGGGUGAAAAAAGUUCCACACAAUCCAUAGGAUAUUAUUCAGACCAUGUUGUCUACA
This is a messenger RNA of Pyricularia oryzae 70-15, 2675 nucleotides long. RefSeq lists its product as uncharacterized. The transcript is spliced from 3 exons. Gene Ontology annotation, molecular function: protein binding. Bases 524 to 2212 code for a protein of 562 amino acids. Lineage: Eukaryota; Fungi; Ascomycota; Sordariomycetes; Magnaporthales; Pyriculariaceae. The record is from RefSeq and is a predicted model, not a curated record.